AUGGGCUGCUGCUCCGGGCGCUGUACGCUGAUCUUCCUCUGUACGCUGCAGCUGUUAGCUGCACUGGAAAGACAAAUCUUUGAUUUUCUUGGAUUCCAAUGGGCGCCUAUCCUUGGUAAUUUCCUGCACAUAAUAGUUGUCAUUUUGGGGCUGUUUGGAACCAUCCAAUACAGGCCUAGAUAUAUAGUUGUGUACUCAGUGUGGACUGCUCUCUGGGUCUCGUGGAAUGUUUUCAUUAUCUGCUUCUAUUUGGAAGUGGGCGGCCUUUCUAAGCUCCAACUCUCUCAGGUUGGAUGGGGUAAACAGCAGCUUUCAAGUCUUGUUUCAGAUUCCAAAUCAGAUUGA
Messenger RNA from Varanus komodoensis (Komodo dragon), 345 nucleotides. RefSeq names its product sodium/potassium transporting ATPase interacting 3 (gene NKAIN3). The transcript has 4 exons. Lineage: Eukaryota; Metazoa; Chordata; Lepidosauria; Squamata; Varanidae. The record is from RefSeq and is a predicted model, not a curated record. Gene Ontology annotation, biological process: regulation of sodium ion transport. Bases 1 to 345 code for a protein of 114 amino acids.